AAAACGACAUAGCUCCUAACCAGUUUUUAUACCAAAGUCAGUAAGCUGAUAAACAUAGUGUAUCAAGAUGGAAAAGGAACACAAUGCGAAAGGAAUAAAAAAAAUUCCUUCGAAUAGAAGACACCAUAAACGAAGUCAGAAAAGUGGGAUAAGACCAAAGAGACAAAAGUUAUCUUUUAGUAGUAAAGCAGGACAAUGGCUCGAGCCCAGGAUACUAUUGAUAGCAACUGGAUUUACAAUUUUGGGGCUAUGCUUGCAAAUUAUUGCCAUUUCAACUGACAGUUGGCUUAUCAUCGACGGCCCUGAUAAUUCACUCAGAAAUGUUUCGGGACCAGUUUUAAUAAAAGCUUAUUCUGGAUUAUGGCGACUUUGCAAAACAGAAAUGCAUAAAGGCAAAAAUGAUUUGGGAUCGAAAAACGCUCAACACAUAGAUACAGUUUGCGUAAGGCAUAAAUUCUUUUCAUCGAAGGAUUCGGAGUCAGAAAACAGAGAAUUUGAGAGCAAUCAUUUGG
Molecule: messenger RNA, 512 nt
Organism: Physella acuta
Lineage: Eukaryota; Metazoa; Mollusca; Gastropoda; Physidae
Source: RefSeq, a predicted model, not a curated record